ACAGGUGCGACUGUAGAAAUUAAAAAAAGAUUAAAUCAAUACAGUUAUCCUGAUUCAGACAAUAAUUCUCUGUUGCUAAAUGAUAUGAAUUUGAAAAACCUUUUGGAUGAAAAAUUGAAACCUGGAUUUGCUCUAAAGAGUAAUCAAAAGUAUGGAAAGAAAGGUGGUAAGAAGUUUGAUUUAAACGUGAUUGAACAAUUAAAAAGCAUGUUUCUAGCUGGUAAUAUAGAAAAAAGUAAAAAAUACUCUCCUGAGGAUAUGUUAAAAGAACUUCAAAGGCUUGUUGAAACUGACGAAUUAGAAGCUGAAAAUAUUCCUUCUCUUCAACAAAUUAAGUCAUGGAUAUCCCGAUUUAGUCAACAUCACAAAAGGCAGGCAGCUGAAAAUGCAUCAUCUAAUUAA
This is a messenger RNA of Entrophospora candida, 402 nucleotides long. NCBI's taxonomy places the organism in Eukaryota, Fungi, Glomeromycota, Glomeromycetes, Entrophosporales, Entrophosporaceae. The record is from the annotation of a GenBank genome assembly.